UUAUGAUCGGUAGAAAAUUUGUAUGUGACCGAACCGAUACAGAUUGGAUGCGAUCUGGUUUCACAUGUUUUCAUGACAUCGUCGUCAACCUUUCUGCUGCAUAAAAGCCACACCUCUGCCUAUGCUGGCCUUCUUCCUCUUUCUCUCAGGUGGUCGCGGUGAUAAACAUUGAGAAACCUUUUUCGUAUAAUCAAGCUCGGUGAGGCUUCCUUAUCCUUAUUUUCUAUAUCGUUAACAAAAUUAAGUCCUCUUAAUUAAGCCAGAUGAGUUACACCGACUGCAAUGGCGGAUUCCUUUCCGACGACUUCUCCGGUGAGAUAUCGGAACUCGAGAGCCCACUGGAAACCAACUCGGCAGCUGCUGCUACUGCCCCUGCUCCGAUUGAUAACCUCACGCUGUUCGUGGGGACGUGGAAUGUGGCCGGGAGGACUCCGGGAGGCCCAGGGAUGUUCCACCUGGGAGAUUGGCUCAUGCCCACGCCUUCUCCGGCCGACAUGUUUGUACUCGGGUUUCAGGAAAUCGUCCGGUUAAGCGCCGGAAACGUGCUGGGGGCGGAGGACACUGGCCCGGCGCGCAGGUGGCUUAGUCUGGUUGACCAGGCACUGAACUCCACCCACGAGGAGGCGCCGGACUCCGCCGCGUACCGCCUUGCCGCCAGCAAGCAGAUGGUGGGCGUGUUCCUGUGCGUGUGGGUGCGAGCCGGCCUCGCGCCGCUAGUCUCCGACGUCAAGGUUUCCUGCGUGCGGAGGGGCAUCAUGGGCUGCACGGGAAACAAGGGGUCGAUCUCGAUCAGCAUAACGCUCCAGCGGACGACGACGCUCUGCUUCGUUUGCACCCAUCUGGCGUCAGGAGAGAAGGACGGCGACGAGCUCAGGAGGAACCUGGACGUCAUAGAGAUCAUGAAAAGGACGCGAUUUCCUCCUACCAGAGAAAAUUGCUCGCCGGAGACGAUUCUGGAGCACGAUAAGAUCGUAUGGUUGGGAGAUCUCAAUUACAGGUUGGCCGGUGAUACUCGCCAACUGUUGCAGAAGAAUGACUGGCGAGCGUUGCUAGAGAAAGAUCAGCUUCAGAUUGAGAAGAGAGCUGGCCGCGUUUUUUCGGGAUUUGAAGAAGGGCCGAUAGAAUUCAUGCCAACCUACAAAUACCUUACUAAUUCAGAUGUUUACACGAUCAAACCUGCCAAAUCAAGAGGAAAGAGGCGCACUCCGGCUUGGUGCGAUCGUAUCUUGUGGAGAGGGAAGGGGAUGAAGCAAGUGUUGUACGGACGAGGAGAAUCGCAGUUUUCCGACCACCGCCCGGUUUAUUCCUUCUUUUCGUUGCAGAUGAAUUAUGAACAGCCGGAGGUAGCAGCGGCCGGUGAAUGCAGAGGAAGCAAGGUCGGUGUUGGGAAAACGGCUGCUGCCAUGGGCGAUGGUGGUGACAGGAAUUCCAAGAGUAGAAGCUCCUCCUCCUCCUCGUCGUCGUCGUCAUGGACGAGAGUGCAGGCGGAGGAGCUGCUGCUCUGUUCAAGAACAAGAAGCUGACAGAUCUCGUCUGUUACCUCUUUGAAAGCCUAUUAAUUCUCGCAACAUUACACACGAAAUCAUAAAUAAACAGAAUGACCACAGCUGCUUCUUUAUCAUCCAAGCAUUCAAACCUUGAUCCAUUGCAGACAACCAACACCUCAUAAUCAAUCAGUGAUAUCAGGAAUCAUAACCAGAGAUUCUUUCCAAUUUAAAGUCUCAUCAUCCACCAAAUUAAGAGAG
Zingiber officinale is the source of this 1745-nucleotide messenger RNA. RefSeq names its product type IV inositol polyphosphate 5-phosphatase 6-like. The transcript has 7 exons. Bases 264 to 1523 code for a protein of 419 amino acids. The record is from RefSeq and is a predicted model, not a curated record. Lineage: Eukaryota; Viridiplantae; Streptophyta; Magnoliopsida; Zingiberales; Zingiberaceae. Gene Ontology annotation, molecular function: phosphatidylinositol-4,5-bisphosphate 5-phosphatase activity; phosphatidylinositol-3,4,5-trisphosphate 5-phosphatase activity; inositol-polyphosphate 5-phosphatase activity. Gene Ontology annotation, biological process: phosphatidylinositol dephosphorylation.